GAAUGGAUCCAUUCCAAAUGCCUCGAUCGUUCUGCAUUGCACAAACAUUUCUAAUCUACUACGGAGCAUUUUCCCUGACUGGUGUCUGCGCAGCCUUCACUUUCGCGACGACAAGUUCAGUUCUGUGGCCUUCACAACUACACAGUACGACAUCUUCGACUCUAGCCUGGCGGCGUCAGUAUCUUUGGCCUAUGGUCGCUUUUCCCCUCGCUUCAAUAGCUAUAUCAAUCGGAGUCCUACUCAAAUACGAUGCUAUACAUCCUACUGAUGACUUGCAUUGCGAUGCCAGCCAUCCAGAAUGGGGCCGAUUUUUGGGCUAUGCUGGCAUUCCAAUGAUCGUGUCGUUACCGUGUUUCUUCCUGUCAACGGCAGCUGCGUUCCGGAUCAUGAAGAUGCACAUCCAGCGGUCGCGUUCUCGUCGUCCAUUCUCAAAUGAGAACGUGCUCAGUUCAAAUCGUUCACACCAGCGAUCAAAGUCCAGUAAUAUCAUAGACUUUGCGGGCAGGAAAUCAUCACCGCAUAUCAUUCUCCCAUCACGCUCUCCAUCGAUGUCAAAAUCACCGACAUCAAGUGGAUCAGGCCGUAUCAUGUUGGAGCCAGAAACAGAAACAGGGAACUAUAUCGUUCCAUUCUCUGCUGUUGAUGAGGAGCGAUUACAUGGCCAUGUUGCCGAUGACGACUAUGAAACUGGUCCGCCCACCUCGCCUUCCCCUGUCUUCGCACCUCCAACCCCGUCAAAUGAGCCUAGCUUGCGUAGUCCUCCUUACAUGCCAUUCAGAAAGCACUCAGAGCCACUUGGAUUCGUUGAUCCGACAGUUGACCAUGAUCCCUAUAAAUGGGAGUCGACCAAAAAGGCUAUAGAUGAAGAGGCGAGUUUUGGUAACGAUAUCGGUCAUAGGCGUACUGCCAGUAUACCCCUUUCAGCGGCUGCGUUGUCACGGCAGUCUCAUAUACCUGCGCCAAGGAGUCUGGCGCCCGCCGUAUGGCGGCUCAUUAUUUUUCAAAUGGCAUUCUUUAUCAUACAGUGUUUAGCUGCACUUUCCACUAUCAUUGACGUUGCAAACCAUCGUCCAACCCCUACGCCUUUUGGCACGCAGCAUGUAGCUCUCAUUUUGGCUGGCUGGGGCCCAGCCGUUGUAUUUGGACACUUACCAGCUGUUCGACGACGUCUUAUGUUCUGGAAGCGCCGGCAAUAAGUUGAUCAAGUCAUUAUUUAACUGCUCGCAGAACGGUCAGCAUAUCAAUUAAAAAUACGGGCUACUGUCCAUGCGUGGUCUUCGCACUUCUAGUUCUGGUAGUUGGAGUGCAGAAUACGUUAUUUACCCGCGCAUACACUUAUCAGCUAUUAUAAACAUUACAUAUGUACAUUCACUGGUGUCGUCUUUUUUCAAAAAUCAAUGGAGGCGAGUGUGAAUGAAGUUAC
Molecule: messenger RNA, 1423 nt
Organism: Serpula lacrymans var. lacrymans S7.9
Lineage: Eukaryota; Fungi; Basidiomycota; Agaricomycetes; Boletales; Serpulaceae
Exons: 7
Source: RefSeq, a predicted model, not a curated record